AUGGCUGCCAUCUCCAUUUCCUCCGCGAUUCUUCCCACUGCCAAAACCCCCAACGACGCUUCUACACGCAACAACAAGGCAUCCAAUCUUCCCUUCUCCUAUUCUACCGUUUCUCUCUGCAACCGCUGCCUCUCCACCUGCAAUUUGAAGAUUCCCCUCUCCCGCCGUCGCGUCAUUUCCAGCGCUCUGCAGACCGAUUUCCCGUCCGAAACAAGUCGCUCGGCGUCGGCGAAGCCUACGAUCUUGGUCUCCGAGAAGCUCGGAGAGGCAGGGCUCGAUUUGCUCCGGAAAUUUGGGAACGUCGAGUGCUUGUACAAUUUAUCGCAGGAAGAACUCUGCGAGAAGAUUCGUGACUGCGAUGCGCUGAUUGUACGGAGCGAGACGAAGGUGACGCGCCAGGCGUUUGAGGCGUCGCAAGGAAGGCUGAAAGUCGUCGGACGAGCCGGCGUCGGGAUUGAUAAUGUGGAUAUUCAUGCGGCGACGGAGUUUGGUUGCUUGGUCGUCAAUGCGCCCACGGCCAAUACGGUUGCCGCCGCCGAGCACGGAAUUGCGUUGCUUACUGCCAUGGCGAGGAAUGUCGCGCAGGCAGAUGCGUCCAUGAAAGUCGGAAUAUGGCAACGGAGCAAAUACGUCGGAACUUCUCUUGUCGGGAAGACACUGGCAGUGAUGGGAUUAGGCAAAGUAGGCUCUGAAGUCGCGAGGCGAGCGAAAGGACUUGGAAUGAACGUCAUCGCCUGCGAUCCUUUUGCUCCGCCUGACAGAGCUCACGCAAUUGGCGUCGACUUAGUCUCCUUCGACGAAGCCAUCUCCUCUGCAGACUUCAUCUCUCUGCACAUGCCUCUUACUUCUUCGACGAACAAGCUCUUCAACGACAAAACGUUCUCGAAGAUGAAGAACGGCGUGCGCAUCAUCAACGUCGCCCGGGGUGGAGUUAUCGACGAAGACGCUUUGGUUAGAGCUCUCGACGCCGGAAUCGUCGUGCAGGCUGCGCUCGACGUGUUCACGGAGGAGCCCCCGCCGAAGGACAGCAAACUAGUACAGCACGAGAAAGUCACGGCUACGCCGCACCUCGGCGCGAGCACGAUGGAAGCGCAGGAAGACGUGGCUGUCGAAAUAGCCGAGGCUGUCGUCGGCGCGUUGAAAGGAGAUCUCGCCGCGACUGCCGUCAACGCUCCGGUGGUUCCUCCGGAGGUUAUGUCGGAGUUGGCUCCUUACGUCGCGCUAGCGGAGAAGCUCGGCAGGCUCGCCGUACAAUUGGUCUCCGGCAGCGGCGGAGUCCAGUCGGUGAAGGUGAUAUACACUACGGCGCGGAGCCCCGACGACUUGGACACUCGACUUCUCCGCGCGAUGAUCACGAAGGGAAUCGUCGAGCCUAUAUCCAACACCCGGAUCAACAUCGUAAAUGCCGACUUCGUCGGGAAGCAGAAAGGCCUCCGAAUCAGCGAGGAGCGGAUUCUCUCCGGCUCAUCGCCGGAGAAUCCCGUCGAGUUGAUCCAAGUGCAGAUAACCAACGCCCGAUCGAAAUUCGCGAGCGCGGUGCUUGACAACAGUGAGAUCAUCAGCGUCGAGGGCAGGGUGAAACGCGGGAUGCCGAUUCUGACGGGUGUCGGAGCAUUCGGCGUCGACGCGAGCCUCGAAGGGAACCUGAUACUGUGCAACCAAGUCGACCAGCCGGGGAUGAUCGGAGAAGUCGGGACCAUCCUCGGACAGCACGACGUGAACGUUAAUUUCAUGAGCGUCGGGCGGACGGUGAAGCGAUCGACGGCGAUUAUGGCGAUCGGCGUCGACGAAAAACCUGACAAAAAGGUGCUCGCGAAGAUCGGCGAAGUUCCGGCGAUCGAAGAGUUCAUAUUCCUUAGCCUUUGA
Molecule: messenger RNA, 1866 nt
Organism: Andrographis paniculata
Lineage: Eukaryota; Viridiplantae; Streptophyta; Magnoliopsida; Lamiales; Acanthaceae
Product: D-3-phosphoglycerate dehydrogenase 3, chloroplastic-like
Exons: 5
Coding region: 1-1866 (621 amino acids)
Biological process (GO): L-serine biosynthetic process
Molecular function (GO): phosphoglycerate dehydrogenase activity; NAD binding
Source: RefSeq, a predicted model, not a curated record